Clarias gariepinus (North African catfish) is the source of this 1144-nucleotide messenger RNA. RefSeq names its product mitotic spindle organizing protein 1 (gene mzt1). Gene Ontology annotation, cellular component: centrosome; interphase microtubule organizing center; gamma-tubulin ring complex. Gene Ontology annotation, biological process: microtubule nucleation by interphase microtubule organizing center; gamma-tubulin complex localization; mitotic spindle assembly. The transcript is spliced from 3 exons. Lineage: Eukaryota; Metazoa; Chordata; Actinopteri; Siluriformes; Clariidae. Bases 201 to 428 code for a protein of 75 amino acids. The record is from RefSeq and is a predicted model, not a curated record.
CGUCCCGGAACUUUAUUGAUAUACUGUACGUUUUUUUUUUGUUAACGUGAUCAGUCAUUUAUUUAACCUACUUAGGAAAAUAUAUUUAUAUAGGUGUGAAUUUGUAUUUUAAAUUUUAAAGUAGCGAUUAAAUUACGGACCGAAGAGGAAAUCCUAUCCGAAGAAUAAGGAAGAGGAUUGUUGUUGCUAAGCUACCGGUUAUGGCUAGUGCAGCGAGCACAAACAUGAACGCCGUGCGGGAGACGAUGGACGUUCUCCUGGAAAUCUCGAGGCUCCUUAAUACUGGGCUUGAUAUGGAGUCAUUGUCCAUCUGCGUGCGGCUGUGUGAGCAGGGAAUUAACCCCGAAGCGCUCUCGUCAGUCAUAAAGGAGCUACGCAGAGCCACAGACACACUUAAGGCCUCGGACAACAGCACAAGUCAAGGAUAAGUCACACCAGGCUCAAUGUCUUCAACUGAAACAUUGCUCUAAAGGAAAUUUCACCAAGAGACUGUAACAUUUAAUAUACGUCACAUUUUCCUGCAUUUUCUCUUCAGUCUUGUUUUUUUUUUUUGUUUUCUUUCUUGCCUUUUGUAAAAUGUCCGCCUUUUGUGUGUUCCCACAGUAAAAUGUGUGCCUUCAUAUAUCCAGUAUUUUAAAUGGAAUCAAGUGUUUGUUAUUGUUAUAAACCUACAUUUUUUCUAUGAUUAUUGAAGAGUGUGUUAGGUUACACUCUGGCUUUUUGGUUUGUUUCUUAUUAGAUGCCAUGAGAUUUCAGUACACAACCAGAUGAGGAUGAUGAAACAGGAUUUGUGCUGUGUUUGGGUUUGUCCACUAGGUGGAGACAAACGCAGCUUUUGUAGCCUGUCGCAGUAUCCUGUGUAGUUAUGGCCAGGUCUGUCUUAACAAUAGGAUUAGUGGACCUGCUUGUUUACAAACCUGAAAUAUGUAUGUGUUUAAGGUUGUCCUCAUGCUACAUAUAUGAGUGUGUAAGGUUUGCAACAGAGCAAUUCUCAUACAUCAUGUAUGUGUUGGAUUUCUGUAUCGAAGCCCACUUACACUGUUAUAUGGAUUUGUUCAUCAAAAGAAUGGUCAUCAACCAAGGUGCAACUUUAAGAUGCAACUUUUGAGCCUUAUGGUGUUAUGAAUAAACGUACAAAACAAGA